Miscanthus lutarioriparius is the source of this 684-nucleotide messenger RNA. Lineage: Eukaryota; Viridiplantae; Streptophyta; Magnoliopsida; Poales; Poaceae. The record is from the annotation of a GenBank genome assembly.
AUGUCGAAGCCAUCGUCGUCGUCGCUGCUGCUCCUCCUCCUGCUGUCGGCGACGCUGGUCGCCACCACCUGCCGCGCCGACCCGGACCCAGUGCAGGACUUCUGCGUGGCCGCGGCGCCGGGCGAUCACAACGCGUCGUACUCCACCACCUACCCGGGCUUCCCGUGCAAGCCGACGUCGUCGGUGGUGUCGGACGACUUCUUCUUCGCGGCGCACGCGAGCGGCGCGAGCACGGACAACCCGAAUGGCGCGGGAGUGACGCCGGGCAACGUGGAGGCGUUCCCGGGGCUCAACACGCUGGGCCUGUCCAUCAACCGCGUGGACCUGGCCCCCGGCGGCGUGAACCCGCUGCACACGCACCCGCGGUCCGCGGAGCUGGUGCACGUGGAGGCCGGCGAGAUGCUGGUCGGCUUCGUCAGCACGGAAGGGAAGUUCUACUCCAAGGUGGUUCGGGCCGGGGAGAGCUUCGUCAUCCCGCGCGGGAUGAUGCACUUCCAGUACAACGUCGGCACCGGCGCUGCGCGCGCCAUGACCGUCUUCAACAGCCAGCUGCCCGGCGUCGUGCUCGCCGCGCAGUCCCUGUUCGGGGCCGAGCCGGAGAUCCCCGACGCCGUCCUGGCCAAGAGCUUCCAGGUGGACGCCGACACCAUCAAGCUCCUCAAGUCCAAGUUCCGCAAAGGAUGA